AUGGAGGAGCCCGGCAGCACGGGGCGCCUGACACGGUCGCAGGCCAAGAAGAGGCCUGCCAGCACGCCUCUGCGCAGCCCUAUGCUCACGGACAUCUUCCCAGCGGCUGCAGCACGCAAGCAGGCUCGCACCACCAGCAGGGCCGCCCCCACGCUGCGCUCUAUACGCAAGAGGGGCGGCAGCGGCGAUCCUGUGCAGCUAACGGGCCACCUGGGCCUGCUGCCGCAAGAGCUGCUGCAACAAGUGCUGGGCUACUGUGGACCGCGCGAGCUGGGCACGCUGGAGGCCACCUGCAGCUACUUCAUCAAGAGCGGCCUGACCGACCGCGUAGCCAAGCACUUCCUGCGCGACAUCCCGCGUGCCAAGGGCCUGAAGCCAGAGAUUAGCAAGGGAGAGUCGUAUGUGACGCUGCUCAACUUUGUGACAGGCCAGUCCAACGCGGCGGCGCAGGGCACCGCCAUUGCGCUGGGCACCUACCACACCGUGGGCCUGCUGUGCCAGCCGGAGCAGGCGGCGCCAGAGUAUGCCAUGUACGCCAUGGGACGCGGCUUCCACGGCCAGCUGGGCCUGGAGCAAUUUGACAACCAGGAACAGCCGCAGCGGGUGGGCGCUGUGGAGCGGGACGUCAAGGUUCCACUGUACCAGGGCGCGCCCGACGACAUACACCUCGCCGUCGUCAGCGCCGGCAGCAGCCACUCCGCCUCCAUCUCGCGCAGGGGCGAGCUGUACACGUGGGGCCUGGCCAGCAGCGGCGAGCUGGGGCACGGCGGGUGGACGCCCAUCGAGGUCAGCUGCCCCCGUAUGAUCACCUCGCUGCAGCGCACCCGCAUCGUCUCCGUCUCCUGCGGCGCCAACCACACGCUGGCCAUCUCUGAGACGGGGCAGCUGUGGUCCUGCGGCCGCGGACGGCACGGCCAGCUGGGCCAUGGCCACUUCCACGACGAGGGCCUGCUGAUGCUGGUAGACACCAUCCGCCACGAGCGCGUCGUGUCGGUGGCUGCAGGCCGCGCCCACUCGGUGGCGCUGGCCGCCGACGGCAAGAUCUUCACCUGGGGAGACGCCAGCAAGGGCCAGCUAGGGCACGCGCAGCUGGCGGCGGUGAUGCAGGGCCCCAACCCGCAGCCACUCUCCAUCCCCUUCCCCCAGGCCAUCCAGUCGCUGGAGCCGGCGCGGCUGAAGCCUCCGGCUCGCGUCACCGCCAUCGCCGCCGGCGGUGACCACUCGAUGGCGGUCACCGUGGCAGGGGCGCUGCUGGCCUUUGGCUCCAACAAGCAUGGGCAGGCACGUCUAGGCACCGGCGACACGCUGGACCGCAUGAUCCCCACGGAAGUGCCUCUGGCGCUGGAGAGCGAGGGCGGGCAGCUGGUGCGUGCGAUGCAGGUUCACUGCGGAGCGCAGCACACGCUGGCACUAGUGCAGGUGCAGGGGCACCACCAGGUGCGGUCGGUGGGAGGCAACAGCUACGGCGAGCUGGGCCUGGGAGACCGGCUGGAGCGCCACCGCUUCCACCCCAUCCCCGCCCUCAAGGGCAAGAGCAUCGUGUGUGUGUCGGUAGGGGACUGGCACAACGCCGCCAUCUGCCAGGACGGACGGCUGUAUGUGUGGGGCCGCGGAGACUGCGGGCAGCUGGGCCUGGGCGAUGACAGGAACCGGUGGGCUCCCAAGCAGCUGGGCGGCUUCACCAUCAUCCACCCCGACCGCACGCUGCGCCGCAACCGCAAGCCCGUGCUCAAGGCGCUGCUGCUGCAAGAGGACGCGACCAGCAGCCGCAGCCGCAGCCGGGCGCAAUGA
Chlorella variabilis is the source of this 1791-nucleotide messenger RNA. RefSeq lists its product as hypothetical. Bases 1 to 1791 code for a protein of 596 amino acids. Gene Ontology annotation, molecular function: protein binding. Lineage: Eukaryota; Viridiplantae; Chlorophyta; Trebouxiophyceae; Chlorellales; Chlorellaceae. The record is from RefSeq and is a predicted model, not a curated record. The transcript has 10 exons.